Molecule: messenger RNA, 629 nt
Organism: Coffea eugenioides
Lineage: Eukaryota; Viridiplantae; Streptophyta; Magnoliopsida; Gentianales; Rubiaceae
Exons: 3
Coding region: 91-390 (99 amino acids)
Source: RefSeq, a predicted model, not a curated record
UUGGGGAAAAGGCAGGUCAAACCUCAGCUUCAUCUCUCUCCUCUUGUUCUCAGAUUGGUUGAAAUCUUUAUCGUGGUCUUCAGCUCAAUAAUGGCUUCUUCCUCCGUGAAUCGCUGGCUAAGGCCUGAGGUAUAUCCAUUAUUUGCGGCAGUUGGAGUUGCCAUAGGGAUCUGCGGGUUUCAGUUGGUCCGGAAUAUUUGCAUCAACCCUGAAGUGAGAAAAAUAUUCUUGUUCAGGGUAGCCAAGCAAGAUAGGGCAGCUGGAGUGCUGGAGAACUUCGCCGAGGGAGAAAAAUAUGCCGAGCACGCUCUGAGAAAAUACGUCCGCAAUAGGAAACCAGAAAUCAUGCCAGCCAUCAACAGCUUUUUCACCGAACCUGAAAAGAACUAGUUGCCUCUAGUAUGAAACUUAAAAACAGUUAUGGGAUGUAACAUUUAUUUUCAUCUAACGUGUUGUUAUUGCCUCCGACAUGAGACUUGAAACAGCUGUGGAAAGCAAUCUGUUUGAGAGUGUAUUAAUAGCAUGCUGCUUUGUGUAUGGUGGAGUAUUUUGUAACGACGUGACCACUGUUUGGAUUUGCCUUUUUAUUCAAAACUAGGAGGAGAUCAUCGCGUGUAAUUAUGCCCAAA